Sinocyclocheilus rhinocerous is the source of this 2119-nucleotide messenger RNA. RefSeq names its product transcription factor Maf-like. Gene Ontology annotation, cellular component: nucleus. Gene Ontology annotation, biological process: regulation of transcription by RNA polymerase II. The record is from RefSeq and is a predicted model, not a curated record. Gene Ontology annotation, molecular function: DNA-binding transcription factor activity, RNA polymerase II-specific; RNA polymerase II cis-regulatory region sequence-specific DNA binding. Lineage: Eukaryota; Metazoa; Chordata; Actinopteri; Cypriniformes; Cyprinidae. The transcript is spliced from 2 exons. Bases 396 to 1376 code for a protein of 326 amino acids.
AACUCUAGAACAAGCCCGGAGUACUUUUUUUUUUUCUUCAGCCAAGCGUCCAAUUGCCAAUCACAUACAUGUUACGGUCUUCAUUUCAACGAAACUAUUGAGAGAGAAAAAGAAAGAAAGAAAGAACAAAUCCACGCAGCCAUGCAGUGUUAAAUGUUUGCGACUCAAACGCGUCGACACUCGCGCACAAAGAGAGAGGAACUGGAGACGCGCGCGCUCCUGCGUCUGUGCGCGAGAGGCGAAUUAAAAAAAUAAUAAUAAAUCGGCGCUCGCGAAUCCUUUUCUUUGCUUUUGAAGAAUUGAAUAAAGAAAUCAAGCUGGCUCACGCUGUCUCGAACCCGACCACUUUGACAGCUGCUCUUCACCCCCUUUGGAGGACUGUCAACAGCAAAAGGAUGGCAUCAGAACUGGCAAUGAGCAGCUCCGACCUGCCCACCAGUCCCCUGGCCAUGGAAUAUGUUAAUGACUUCGAUCUGAUGAAGUUUGAAGUGAAAAAGGAGCCGGUGGAGCCCGAUCGCAGCAUCAGCCAGUGCAGCCGCCUGAUCGCCGGGGGAUCCCUGUCUUCCACCCCGAUGAGCACGCCUUGCAGCUCGGUUCCCCCUUCUCCAAGCUUCUCGGCGCCCAGUCCGGGAUCCGGGAGCGAACAGAAGGCGCACCUGGAGGAUUUCUACUGGAUGACCGGUUACCAACAGCAGCUCAACCCGGAGGCUUUGGGCUUCAGCCCCGAGGACGCGGUGGAGGCGCUGAUCAACAGCAGUCACCAGCUCCAGAGCUUCGACGGCUAUGCUAGAGGGCAGCAGUUUACCAGCGCAGCCGGGGCGGGAGGCGCCAUGGCCGGCGAGGAGAUGGGAUCCGCCGCCGCGGUGGUCUCCGCGGUCAUCGCGGCCGCCGCAGCCCAGAACGGGGCACCCCACCACCACCACCAUCACCAGCACCACCCGGGCGGGCACCAUCCGACGCCCGGGCUGCAGUCCAACGGCAACUCCGCCAACCACCACCACCAGCACAUGCACCUGGACCUGGACGAUCGCUUCUCGGACGAGCAGCUGGUGACCAUGUCCGUGCGCGAGCUCAACCGACAGCUCCGGGGGGUCAGCAAAGAGGAGGUCAUCCGGCUCAAACAGAAGAGGAGAACCCUCAAAAACAGAGGCUAUGCCCAGUCGUGUCGCUACAAGCGGGUCCAGCAGAGGCACGUCCUGGAGGGCGAGAAGACCCAUCUGCUGCAGCAGGUGGACCACCUCAAGCAGGAGAUCUCCAGACUGGUGCGCGAGAGAGACGCGUACAAAGAGAAGUACGAGAAGCUCAUCAGCAGCGGCUUCAGAGAAAAUGGAUCCAGCAGCGACAACAACCCGUCGUCCCCGGAGUUUUUCAUGUGAGUUUACCGGCACAUAAUAUAGAGCAGCGAUGUGCAAAAGUUGCGUACGCGUGUUAUUCUCUCGUUGUGUUGGAUUGGGCGCACGCGGGGCAGUCACGUUUUCCUCUCACUUUUAUUAUUAUUAUUAUUAUUUUUUAUUAUUUUUUUUAAAUGUAGAUACAUUUAAUCCAGUGAUGAAGAAAUCGAGCUUUAGAGCUUAGCCCACGCAACUUUUGCUCUCCGCUUUUGGACAAUAAUAAGACAUUUUCCAUCGCCGAGUUGUUAUGAUUUUGUUUAUUCUGUUGAAACUGUAAUAUGUGAACGUAUACUUUCAUUUGAUACUUCCUCAUGUUGUCCUACGCCUCGUGUUGCGUAACUUUUAACUUCACAUUUUUGUAAAGUUCAAGUGACACUUGCUGGUUACAUGAGGGCACUGUACACUGAAAGCAUGGAGAAGUGUUUGAACUCAUGUCGAGUGUCUAAACAGACUCAUUUCCCUCAUAAACUGAGCGAGACUGACAUUGUUUCAUUCGAACUCCAUCACAUUUUGUGUUGUUGUGAAGAACUCACUCAAUAAUGUAUUUAUUUGUGUGUCGGACGCGAUAUGUCGAGCCCACAUGCUGGUCAUGUUGGCUGACGAUGCUUUGUGUUUCUUUUCCCUGAACGAACUGAACUGAAACGCUGCGAUGUUACAUUCAUUUUCUCAUUGUCUGGUCCUGUCCACAUUUUUGGGACUCUGAGCAAAAAAGUGACAUAUUUUCAUCC